Helobdella robusta is the source of this 891-nucleotide messenger RNA. RefSeq lists its product as hypothetical. The record is from RefSeq and is a predicted model, not a curated record. The transcript has 2 exons. The coding region runs from base 1 to 891 and encodes 296 amino acids. NCBI's taxonomy places the organism in Eukaryota, Metazoa, Annelida, Clitellata, Rhynchobdellida, Glossiphoniidae.
AUGUCUGAAAAGUGUCUGAAGUUGAGCCAUACGGAGCUUUUGAGCUUUCUUCCACAAAUAAAUUCUUUUCCCAUAUCAAGGGCCUGUCGGAAGACUUUGUUUCGCUUCAGAAUCUGGAAACCAAGUUCACCACGUUUGGCUAUGUUUAAAACGCUCGAGUCUUUGAAAAGAAAUAACGUUAGCAAACGUCAGGCAAUGCUAAAGUGCGGAAUUUUGAAUGUAAGAUCGGCUGUAAGCAAAGCUCCAUUACUUAAUGAAGUUAUACAGGCAAAUAACUUAGAUGUUUUCAUCAUCAUGGAAACAUGGGUACCUUCCGACGCUCCAAAUCCAAUAAAAUAUGGUUUGGCCCCAGAGGAUGUUUGUCUCUACAGCAAUCGUUCAAAACAUCAACUUUUAAUUGGUUUAAUAAAUGCAAUUCGGAUCUGCCGUCGAUUUGAAAGACAAUCAAAGCGAUUUUGCUCAAAAAUCAUAAAAACUGGAUACAAGAAGGCUAAAGAGAUUGCUAAAACGUUAAUUAUGCAAUCCAAGAUUGACUCCAUCAAAGAAGAGCUUCACUCUAAAAGUAAUCCUCUUGAUUACUGGCGAUCGCUUCUUUCUCGUCCGCCACAACACUAUUCUGAUGAUGAGUGCACAAUCCUUGUCAACUCUUUCGCAAAUCAUUUCAUAUCAAAAAUAAAUAAUAUACAUCAGUCAAUCAAAGACAGUAUUGAAACAGAUAACAUAACACCUUUCAAACACAGACCACAAUCAACAAAUAUAUUUGACGCCUUUCCUGCUGUUUCGGUUUCAGAGGUGUUAAAACUCAUCUCCUCUCUUGCUAAUAAGACAUCUCCACUUGAGUUUUGUCUACUGUUCUUCUCAAAAAAUUUUCUUCACUCUUUGCUCCAGUGA